UUUUCCUCUCAGAUCCUGGGCUGCUGCUGGGAGGCAGUCGGACGACAUUAAGUAGACGUUGCCUUUAAGAGGUCCGGUCCUUCCCUUUAAGUGAAGAUGGCGGCGGAGGAGCGCGGCCCAGAGCCCAGAGCGGCCGGAGGAGCCUGUAGCCGGCCCCGGGCCUAGGCCAGCACCCCGGCCGGAGGAGCCUGCAGCCGGCGCCGGGCCUAGGCCAGCUUCCCGGCCGGAGGAGCCUGCAGCCGGGUCCAGGCCUAGGCCAGGCCCAGGACAGCACCCCGGCCGGCUGGCCGGGCUCCGGGCUCCAGGCUCGGCAGCAUGUUCAGUAAAUACUUCCUGAUGGGGCUCCGCAGCUUCGUGUGGCUGGCGGUGAAGGUGUGGAGUGUGUGUGUGGAGGCGGCCCGGAGACAAGUGCGGUCGAUCAUCCAGUACCAGACAGUUCGCUAUGACAUUCUGCCUCUAUCUCCUCUUUCCCGCAUCAGAAUAAAUCAAAUGAAAAGGAAAAUCUUAGUUUUAGAUUUAGAUGAAACAUUAAUCCACUCGCAUCAUGAUGGCGUGUUAAAACCAACAGUGAGGCCGGGCACACCACCAGACUUCAUGCUAAAGGUACUUGUCGACCGACAUCCAAUCAGAUUUUUUGUACAUAAAAGGCCUCAUGUGGACUUCUUUCUAGAAGUGGCCAGCCAGUGGUACGAGUUGGUGAUUUUCACCGCUAGUAUGGAGAUCUAUGGUGCAGCUGUAGCAGACAAACUAGACAACAACAAGAAAAUAUUAAACCGACGAUACUACAGACAGCACUGCACACUUGAAUUGGGCAGCUAUGUAAAAGACCUUGCAGCCAUUCACAGUGACCUCUCCAGUAUUGUAAUAUUAGAUAAUUCACCCAGUGCAUACAGAGGGCACCCAGAUAAUGCUAUUCCGAUAAAGUCUUGGUUCAGUGAUCCUGGGGACACAGCAUUAUUAAACCUGUUACCUAUGCUUGAUGCAUUAAGGUUUACAUCGGAUGUUCGGUCUGUCCUCAGUCGGAAUCUCCACCAACAUAGACUAUGGUGACAUUGCAUUAGGUUUUUCUGGUGUGCCCUUGUUGACAGCUCAUGCCGUCUCCUCCUGUGCUUUGAACAUUGUAAAACCUGCACUCCAGGGAGGGGUUCUGAGUAUGCAUGAAGUGACAUAAGCUCAGUGGAUAGUCAAGACCUGUUUACUUCUGCGUGGACAGAUAUAUAUGUGAAUGUUAUACACGUUCAAAUCAGUGCUGAAAUGGUGCAUCGUCCAAUGCAUUUUAAUAUAUCUUUUUGUUUAUAAAAUGGUAUUUUUGAGCUAAACUUCACUCAGUUGUCUGAGUUGGAGUUUUUCUUUUGAAAUGUUCUGCCUUUUAAUGUUUGAUUAUGUAAAACAAAAGACAAGACCCAUGAGAAUUAAUUUAUCAGCCUAAAGCUAAGAAGGUAACCAGGCUACUUCCCAUUGAAAGGGAAAUUAGCUUUUUUUAUCUGCUCCGUCCUUUUACGUGAUGACAAGUUUUCACCCAGCUGUUUGACCAGGAGAAGCAAUCCCAAGUCUGAGCCUGUCAAUGGUGCUAAACCACAAAUAUAGAACAAGGCUUUGUUUGGGCCUAGAUUUUUUUUUAAAGCUCCUCCCUAAUGUGAAUAGUUCUGUCAAUUCAGCUUUUAUCAAACAGUAUUAAUAAUUGCAUAUCAAAUGAAGAAUAAAACCUGAUUUCUAGUACAAUAAUGGAUGAUUUGUAUCAUGACUUCAUUUAUGGCCUGAAACGGUGCAGCUUAACUAUAAUUGUAACCAUCAGUCUUGCCUGAAAUCUAUUUUUCCUAAUCAAUGACUGACUGGUACUUUCAGUUGAAAUCCUAUUAAUCUCCACCAGGAUUUCUCCAAUUACCUUGCAUUUUGUUUGACCAUGUGUCUCGUCCACCUCCUUUCUCUUCUUUUUCCAGACCUGUCUUGUUGACUCAGUAGGUACAAGGAUCAAUGUGCCAUAAUACUGAACCAUGCAGACGAGAAGGUUUAUGGCAGUACUACAAUUAGCUUUGCCCCUCUGAUCUAUGGAGGGGGAAAAUGAGCACUGUUCCUGCUCUUAACCCCUGUGAAGGGACUGCUGCUGUAAAUUCCGUUAUUUAAGAUAGAGGUGAAUUUAUAAGAUAGAGCUAACAAGGGAAAGUAGGAUGUGUUAACUGUCCACAGCAGAAUGGUCUGCUGGCAUUGUCACUCUGCUCACACGCACGCUGGGAGUUUCCGGCCCCAUCCUUCACCGGAAUGUUCCAGUCCCGCCAAAAGUCAAUGGACUUUUCGCUAGCCCGGCGUAUGCCUUACAGGGGGAGGGGCCCACCAUGGUGGGACUGAAAAAUCCCAGCCAUAAAGUAUGACCAGGGAGGGAAUCUUUUAAUUUAAAUGUAAAUUUCCUGAGAGAAUUGCUUUGUUAACAUCCAUUUAACUGGCAUCAAGCUACUUAAAAAAUGAAAGACUUGCACUGCAAUUACAUUGUAAGGCCUUUUGCUGCACAAGCGUAAAUAUACGGUUGGUCAUGCUCCCUCUAUAAACCAGCAAAACUGUAGGAUCAAGUUUGACCCUAGUGCUUGAGCCCGUGGUGCUAUUAAAAGAACAGCCUGUUCUCCUGAUGUUCUGGUUUACAUCCUUUCCCAACAAACAGUGCCAAAAACAGAUCAAACUAAUAAUUCACCUCAAUGCUGUUUGUGGGACUUUGUGAUGUGUAAAAUGGCUGCCACAUUCGCCUACAUAACAGUAACUGUGCUUCCAAGAAAUGUAUUAGGUGGGAAGCACUUUGAGAUAACUGGAUAAAUGUGAGAGAGCAGAAUGUAAAUGCAAGUCUUUUCUUCCAUAUGUUUUCUUGAAUGAUGCCAGGAUUUUGGAGAACUCUGCAUUAGUUGGGUCAGAACAUUUUGCUACUUUUAACAGGAAAAUUGGAAUGGAUAUAUGUUGUGAGGAACUGGAAGGACCUUUGGGUCAAUUAGAGAACACUAACAGCUGAAGACUAAAAUAGGUAACAUUUCUUUUGCAGUCUGGCCAUUUAUAAAUUUGGAUAUGUUACAGAUGCAUGGAAUUUAUGGUGCCUGUGCUGAUUAUGCACUCCAUUUUGAUGGCAUUAGACGAAAAGCCUGUCUCUAGUUCCAAGCAAUUCAUUAUGUUCUGUUAUGGUAGGUUGGCCUCAACAACGCUGAGAUUACAUGGUCUAUAUGGAACCAUUGCAAUGCAUAGACUGGUUUAAAGGGGUUUGACCCUUCAUUGGUCAUUAGUUGGUGCUGCAGUUUGUGCCAUGACCUACUGGGAUAUGAUUUUUUUUGCCUGCAAUGUCAUGAAAGUGUGAUACUUGCAGCAAGGAGAGAGACUCAUUCUGGACUUUUUUUGCACACUUGUCUUAAGGAACACUGGUAUGAUGCAGAUUAGGAGAGAACUAGGUAAUUAAUUCAAGUGAUGUAGGUUAUUUGCAUUCUCUAGAUCCAGAGAUUAGGUUGGUAAUGAUUAUCAGAUCCUUCCUUGGGUUAGUACCCUUGGAUAAACUGUCGCCUGAAGUCUUUGAUUACACAGCCAUCAUACAUGGAGUGGCUGUCAGAGCACCUGCUACCAACAGAAUGAAAUUGUCUUCUUCAACCCCAGAGUAUGUAUUUAACAAUAUCAUGGUGGCUAAUUUCAUAGUUGGCCUGGUUUCUUUUUUCAGUCUGAGAAUGAGCUGAAAUUUGUACUUUUGCACCCCUUCACCUAGCCAAAAAAGCAUUAUCAAUAACAUUCAUGACUUAAAUUUCUUGUAUAUGAAGUCUUUCAGUAGAAGUUUGGCAUAUUAAUUAGGAUAUUUAAAUGUAGAGUGAAACCACUUUUUUAGCAGAUUUUCUGCCAGGAUAUGGCUUAUACGUAAAGGUACAUAGUUCUUUAGCCGUAUUAUUGCCUAUACUUUGUAGCCUCAAUUUUAAACCCCCUGAAACCUUCCUAGUGAAAACCAGGCUUCGGAUGGGAAGUACCAGAGAUGGCGGGGGAGGAGCGAUGCAGGGGGUUAAAAUGGAAUCUGGAAGUAACCUCUCACUGUUUUAUCAGCCAGGUUGCUGCUUCCCACCAACUUUGUGGCUGCUUUGAUCAGUAAUAUGAGGCUUGGUCAUUUAAAAUCAACCAAGCCUGUCCCAGAUGGGCCUGAGAUACUGCAUUCCUGCUCAUGAGUUAAAAGGGAGCCCUAGAUCUUAAUAACAUUAAUGAAGUUUUAAUCAUAUUAAUAACACUAAUUUAGGAAAAAGGCAAAAAGUGUUUUGUCAGUUCGUACCACAAGUACAUUGUCCUAAACAGGAGGGCUAGAUAAAACAAAGAGGAACUUGCUUUUGCAGAUUACCUGCUUGUACUGUUUAUGUGAAUUAGUGCUGAAAGACCUCUUGCCAGAAUCCAAUUGUCAAGUCUGUAUUUUUAAUUAGUUACAUUGAUUUUUGUGCUGGAUUCUUGAACAGUCAAACAGCACUAAUUGCUAUUUUUGACAGCUGACUGGCGAAAGCCUCAGUGUGUUGCUCAGCCAUUCAUGCAUGAUGUGCACCAUUCCAUGUUGUCUUGGCCCAAAACCGACAUUCUGAGCAAUGUAUGCUCAGCAGUUUCUAGUGCCGGUGAGUGUUAAUUCUGUUAACCAGUGCUGGUGAUGUUAGCCGUGCUUCAUUGCACCAGUUUGAGCAACACUGAACUAUAAAUUACUUAGGAUGGCUGAAAAUUCUUGUCACCUUCUGUAAUUGAGUAUUUAUAAUUUAGAAGAGUAUAGAUGUAACAUUAACCUGUGUAUUCAUACAUUGAAGAACAUUCCUGAGAUUUUACACAGUUUGCUGGACCGUCAUUUUGAUUUGCUUACUGAGCGCUGCUUCACCAUUAAAAAAACAGCUUUGGAUUAUUGGUGUACACCAUGUUGGAAGAUGGCCUAAAGGAGCUUUGUGGAAUUGCCAUCUUCUAAUAUGUUGAUCAUUGGAAGAACCUGCCCAAAUCAAAGUUUUGACUUCCAUCCCUGUAAUUCACCAAUAUGGAAGUCAUCUCUUAAUUCUUGUUCCUUUUGCAAUUGGAUUUCUGUAGCUAGCUGGUUUAUUCUUUUGUAGGGUGCUUUAGUGUGAGAAACUGGUAACCCUGAAAAGAGGGGGUUGGUUAGCUCAGUUGGCUGGAUGGCUGGUUUGUGAUGCAGAGUGACGCUAACAGUGCGGGUUCAAUUCCUAUACCAGCUGAGGUUAAGAUUUCUCAACCUUACCCCUUGCCUGAGGUGUGGUCACCCUCAGGAUAAACCCACCACCGGUUGUGUCUGUCUAAUGAGAGAGCAGUCCAUGGUCCUCUGGGACUACAGUGAUUUUCGUUCAUUAUUUUCAUUCACCUCUGAAAAAAUCCAGUAAAAUGCAUAAGCAAUUUUAGUUGCAAGUUGAAAUUCAUUUAAAUGCGACUGGGGUUCUUGGUGAUCUUCCUAGUCUGCCCCACUCUGGGUCUUUUUCUUCUGGGCGAUUUAGUAGGUAAGUGCAUUUCUCAUGGAACUGGUUCAAUCCUUAGUCUGCCUCUAGUUAGCCGAUCUUCACCAGAACUGCUGAGAUUAAUGUCAACAGCGCUAGUACAGGAUCUUGAUUGUUACCUAGUGACCUUUUCUGGAAAGUGCAUGUGUGGAUGUUGUGGGAAAAUAGGAUUGCAGUUUGCAAUGUUGCUCCUGAAACACUUGACUCAGGUACAAGUUGGCUGCUGUCACCUUUAAAAUCUAGCCCCUAGCCCCAAUAUGAGUUGGUACCUUUGAGAGGAAAGGUGGGAGGUGGAAGCUCAACUGCCAAUGUUUUGGUAAGUGGGCUGGUAUUCCCUUGCUGGCGCUGGCUAGCCAAUAUAAAAUAGGCUAUCGUUAAAAUCACUGAUUCAUAUUUUUCUUGGAAAAAUCGAUGGACUUGUGGAAGGUGUUCCCCAAUACACCUGUAUUUAAAAACAAAAAUUUAAUCCGAUUUAGUAACAUAACGUGACUGUCGGUCUAAACAAGUAACUUUGCAGUUUCAAUUGACAGUCAAUUUAUUUUUCUAUUGGGUUUACACUUUACAGUUUGUUUUUUGUUUACAGAUGUUUGCGGAAUAAAGUUGUAAAAGUGAUUAAACUGUUUCUAUCUUCAAAGUCUGACUUACAAAUUUGGACAUGUUUCAGUGACAUUUAUACUUUUUAAUCCAUUUUUUAAAAAAAACAAAGAGCAAACCCAUUGACACCAAUUCUUCCUGUAUCCUCCUCCUCCUCCCAUCAUACUGUCCAGCUGAUCUGUUCUCUUGAUUUUCCCCGCUUGGAAAGCAAGCCCAAUAUUUUCCCUUAUGUGUAAAGAAGUUUCUCCUAAUGUUUUGGUACACUAGUUCUAUUCUCCUUCCUUAAUCUGAAGUCAUGUUCUAUUGCCUCAACCCAAAGAACCCUGCACCUCUUUUCCUCUGCAGUGGUAUAGCUGAGGUUUGUGUCCUGUUGACCAAUGGAGGGGAACCAAAAAAAAUACUGAAAAAUGAUAUAAUUAUUGCAUAAUAUGAACCAGGAUGUUGGGACGAUUCCAUCUUUCAGUAAGAAUCUCCUCAUUGGUUGUCUGCCACCUGGCUGUGGAUAGUGUAUGUCAUGCUGUCGCAACUCACUAAUUGCCUGCUGAUUCGACCCCCUUACAGUGAUCCGUUGAAUACCAGUUUUGGCAUAAAAUUAUCUAUAACAGGACAUGAAAACUUUUGUUAAGGAAGCAAACACUGAAAACACUGCAAGUGGAUAGUAGGUCAAUCAAUUAACCUUUGAACAUGAAAGUGGGCUGAGGCUUUAGGUGGGACCCUUUUUCAGAACUGAUGGGUUCAGGUGAAUGGCCUCACCUAGAAUGUUGACCUAGAUCGAAAACUGCUUGAGUUGCUGUGAAAGUCCAAAACAUUUUGCUCCUUUUUUUACAGAUUUCCUAUUGUUUCCUUUUUGUGUCUCCAUAGUGAGUCACGAUGAACUUGUUUCCUUUGAAAAUACUGGAAGGGAUCAGUAGUUGAUGCACAUGUUCAGCCCGUCAUGACUUGUCCAAAGUUGUACCACCCUUAUCCUGUGUCUCAUAACUCCUGUCCAUCAAAUCUUCAUUGCAUCCCCGUACCUCCAAAGUGAUUUCAAAAUCCUUUUCUCCAUUUGAAUCUCCGCAUGGCUUUGUUCCUUCCCGCCUCUUCAAUUCGGUACUAUUGUAUGUUAUUCUGAUAGGCUUCCUUUGUAUCACCCUCUCCCUCCUUUCCACCAUCACCAACAGAUGCUUCAGCUGGCCCUGCCCUACUUUGCAAUGUUCUCCCUAAAGCUCUCUGCUUUGACACCUCCAGCUUUCUUACAGUCUACCUCUUAUCCCUAACCUUUCCCCCUCUGCUCUGCUUGUAUCCAGUCUCGCUUUGCUUUCUGAAGAGUUUUGAGAUGUUUUAUGUUGAAUGUUGCUGUAAAAGUGCAAGUUGUAAAUGAUCUAUUUUACUGGAACUCUUUUGUUUAUGGGCAAGUUUAAUCUGUCACGCCCCAGCAAACUGAAAACCAUACUGGGUGAAAUGAAUUGGGAAUUCCGUCCAGUUAUAACUCAACUGGACAACAUAGCACAGAUCAACUUCUUCAAAUUUAGCAAUCUUGUUGAUAGACCAGAGCAGAAAGGUGUAUGCACAUCACUAAUGAUUUACAGUAAUGGGUGUAUCGGCUUAUUUGCCCUUUUUUCCUGUAUGGUACCAGUACCAAUGUGUUCAAUCCUAAUGGUUAAAUCCACACAAGCAAAAGCCUCAAUUGUGGUCUGAAGUCUUUUUGCUUCACAUGAGAACACGUUCCCCUGUAGUUCACAUACUAUUUAUAUUGAGAUAGUCUUGAAGUUAGAGAAAUUUUUGUAUCACUUUACUUGCAGAGAUCAGAGUGAAAUAUUUUUGUAUGUUUAAAAAUGACCUAAUCAUGCUGGUAGCUAUUAUAAGUCAUUGGCAGGAUAUUAAUGCCCUUGGCAGGAUAUUAAUGCCCUUGUUAUAAUUUGAUGAAAAGGUGAGGCAGUGUGUUUUUUAAAUGAUGUAUUUUGAAAUUUAUUUACAAAUGUCAAAACCCAAAUAUACUUGGACCUUCUGGAAAAUAAUAAACUAAAAAAAAUGAUAA
Carcharodon carcharias (great white shark) is the source of this 8079-nucleotide messenger RNA. Its product is annotated as CTD nuclear envelope phosphatase 1-like. The record is from RefSeq and is a predicted model, not a curated record. The transcript has 8 exons. Gene Ontology annotation, molecular function: protein serine/threonine phosphatase activity. NCBI's taxonomy places the organism in Eukaryota, Metazoa, Chordata, Chondrichthyes, Lamniformes, Lamnidae. Bases 316 to 1050 code for a protein of 244 amino acids.